CUAGCUCCUUAUAAACACAUUGAUCUACUACUACAAGUGAGUUUAGAGAGAGAGCCUCAUCAUAUAAUCUCUUCUCUUCUCUUCUCUUCCCUAUCUUUUAAUUUCUUCCACAUUUUCUUUUCCUUAAUCACUUUUCAUCAUAUAAUGUCAAGAUCAGUGACAGAACCCCUAAGUGUAGGAAGAGUGGUGGGAGAUGUGGUGGACAGUUUUGUCCCCAGUGUAAAAAUGACUGUCUUUUACAACAACAAACAAGUUGUUAAUGGCCAUGAGUUCACUCCUUCCCUUAUUAUGUCAAAACCUCGAGUCGAGAUUGGUGGAGAAGAUAUGAGAACAUCUUAUACACUUAUAAUGACAGAUCCGGAUGCCCCAAAUCCUAGUGAUCCGUACUUAAAAGAACACCUUUAUUGGAUGGUCACAGACAUUCCUGGCACAACUGAUGCAUCAUUUGGAAAGGAAAUUGUGAGCUAUGAAGCUCCAAAACCGAUGCUGGGAAUCCACAGAUUUGUAUUUAUCUUAUUCAAGCAGAAUGGAGGAAGACAGACAGUGAGACCUCCAGCUAUAAGAGACUAUUUCAGUACAAGGGUUUUCUCCCAGGACAACAAUCUAGACCUCCCAGUUGCGGCAGUUUACAUCAACGCACAGAAAAAACCUGCUGCUAGAAGAAGGUCAUAAAUUAUUCAUUAGAAUAAUUUAUGUAUGUGGUGCCUCAAGAACAACAAAGAGAAAAAUCAUUUUCUUUUUCUUUUGGUCUUGGUCUAAGUUAAACAAAAAGUGUCUUCUUGGGUCAAAAUAAUCAAUAUUUGAUCUUUUUAAUUUACUGGUUUUAUUUAUGAUUUGGCAUUUGGGUCUUGUAAGAGAACUACCUUAAAAAAAAUAAAAAAAAAAAGGUUUUGCUUGUUUGUCUCCCUUCAUGUUGGAUGUGAUGUUUUUAUCGAAGAGAAACUGAUCAAGAA
Molecule: messenger RNA, 953 nt
Organism: Humulus lupulus (European hop)
Lineage: Eukaryota; Viridiplantae; Streptophyta; Magnoliopsida; Rosales; Cannabaceae
Product: CEN-like protein 1
Exons: 4
Coding region: 145-672 (175 amino acids)
Biological process (GO): vegetative to reproductive phase transition of meristem; flower development
Source: RefSeq, a predicted model, not a curated record